Messenger RNA from Saxophila tyrrhenica, 876 nucleotides. It is a transcript of the gene ARL1, whose product is annotated as Arf GTPase arl1. NCBI's taxonomy places the organism in Eukaryota, Fungi, Ascomycota, Dothideomycetes, Mycosphaerellales, Extremaceae. Gene Ontology annotation, molecular function: GTP binding; GTPase activity. Bases 1 to 876 code for a protein of 291 amino acids. Gene Ontology annotation, cellular component: cytoplasm; Golgi apparatus. The transcript has 3 exons. The record is from RefSeq and is a predicted model, not a curated record. Gene Ontology annotation, biological process: intracellular protein transport; vesicle-mediated transport.
AUGGGCGGAGCACUCUCCCUCUUCUCCAAACUCCUCUGGACCAAGAAAGAAAUCCGCAUCCUCAUUCUCGGCCUCGACAACGCCGGCAAAACCACGCUCCUCUACCGCCUCAAAAUCGGUGAAGUCGUCACCACCAUCCCCACCAUCGGCUUCAACGUCGAGAGCGUCACGUACAAGAACCUCAACUUCAACGUCUGGGAUCUGGGUGGACAGACGAGUAUAAGGCCUUAUUGGCGGUGUUACUAUGCGAACACUGCGGCGGUGGUGUUUGUGAUUGACUCGACGGAUAUUGAGCGGUUGGAGACGGCGGCGGGGGAGUUGCGGGCGAUGUUGGAGGAGGAGGAGUUGAGGGAUGCGGCGUUGUUGGUCUUUGCGAAUAAGCAGGAUCAGCCUGGGGCGAAGGGGGCGGGGGAUAUCAGUGAGGCAUUACGGUUAGGAGACCUGAAAGACCGGAAUUGGAGUAUCAUGGCAUGUUCAGCCAUAGACGGCAGGGGUGUCAACGAGGGCAUGGAUUGGUUGGUGGUGCCGGAGCUUGAGCGCCGCAUGUACAACUUCUGUGCCCGGCACUCUAUCAGCGCGCACUCUCUGCCCUCCAACCCGCCCGAAUUCCUUGCUAUACUUCGUGCUAUCGGCUUCAACCACGAUGAUCCUCAGGUCGUCCAGGCCGGCGCGAAGCACGUCAUUGCCUGGAUUACGAACCAUCUCAUGACGAAGAAGAUGCACCCCGCUACGACGGAGCGCUUCGGAGAAGCGAUCGUAUCAACUUUCCCUCUGGCGAUCGCCAACUUGCGUCGUAAGACCGCUCUGGAUGUCCACGCUGCCUACGACAGGCCGGAGCAGAGCACCCUCCAGCAGCGUUUGGCGUUCUCUCUCUAA